AUGGAUUUGAUGUCUCGUAAAAAGGAAAAAUCGAAAUACCUCAAGUCUACGCGGUAUAUUUUGGUCAAUGAAUUUUGUGAACGAUUUACCUAUUUGGGAUUGAAAACUGUUUUAAUUUUGUACCUGACAAGUAUAUUGAAGUUCAACGGAGACGAGUCGACAAUAAUAUAUCACAGUUUCAUAUUUCUAUCGUACUUCGUGCCAUUGCCGUGUGCGAUCUUGGGAGACUCUUAUUGGGGAAAAUUCAAAACAAUUAUAUGUUUGUCGUCAAUCUACGUAGUGGGAUGCAUCGUACUCACUGGCGCAUCGAUUGCAAAUAUGUUCAGCCUGGACGUUCAAAAAAUCUUAGCUUUCCUUGGAUUAUUUUCCAUAUCCGUUGGUACGGGUGGCAUAAAACCGUGCAAUUUUGCUUUUGGUGGAGAUCAAUUUAAAUUGCCUCAAGAAGAAAAACAUUUACAUCACUUCGCUACCAUGUUUACGUUAGCCGUAUACACUGGAUCGUUGAUCGCGACGUUUUUGAUGCCCGAAUUAAGACACAGCAUACAUUGUUUUGGCAGAGACACGUGUUUUCCAUUAGCUUUCGGUGUGCCAACCAUUAUGAUGUUCAUUGGCAUAGUGAUAUUCGUAGCUGGAAAAAACACGUACGUGAAGAAAAAACCGGAAAAUAACGUCUUAACAAGGACUUUUGGUUGCAUUUUUUAUGCACUACGAGCGAAAUUUACUUCCUCUGUUCCCUGCAAAACCCACUGGUUGGAUAACGCAAAAGGAAAGUACACCGAAUCGGAGAUAUCUGACACAAGGUCGGUCCUGAGCGUGAUAUGCGUAUUCACUGCAUAUCCGGUAUUUUGGUCGCUGUACGAACAACCGGGUUCAAGGUGGACGUUACAAGCCAUGUUGAUGAACGGUCACGUGGACUUCUUAAACUGGACAAUCAAACCAGAUCAAAUCCAGAUGCUAGUACCAUUAUUUGGAGUAAUUGUACUCGUCCUUUUUGACGUCGUUCUGUAUCCGAUGUUUGCAGCGAUAGGACUCCGGAAACCAUUACAAAAGCUCACCUUUUGCGGUGUCCUGGCGGCCAUAGCAUUUGUGUUCGCGGCCGUACUUCAGUUUAAAAUAGUUGGUAACACAACUCAGAUACCAUCUGGACAAGGGCAGCUAUACAUUUACAAUGGAUUCGAUUGCCAAGUGUUCAUAGAGUCGAAAUCGUUACAACUACAGAAUCAAAUCGGCCCACUCGAAAUGUUCAACGUCAGUCAUGCAGUUGUGUCUCAAAAUUUGUCAGAAGACGUCAUGGUCGUCGGGAUUACAUUACGUUUCGGAUCAAAGUGCAAUUUUGUGUUAGACAACUACGAAUUCACUACCAAUGUAACAAUAAUCGAAGGAAAAGAGAUUUCGUAUCACUUGGCCCGGCUAAAUUCAAACACAAUUGCAUUAAAUCGUAUUGGUAUUCAUGACAGUUUAGUCAAAGAAAAGUUUGGAAACCCAAAUUUAAGAGUUUUGGUCGAUCAUACGUUCGAUUUUGACGAUAACAUUACACUGACUUGUGCAGAUCACAACUCGUUUACUUCGUACUCUCUGUCUGAGUUUCGAGGGAUGAACUUUACUGCCAUAAAAGUCGGAAAAUAUAAUGUAUUCUACAAUGGAAAAAUGUUGCCCACUCCAACUAUGGACAUAAUACCAGCGACAUUUUAUACACUUACUUUACAACGAAAUGGCGAUAAAAUGGAUGUACGAUUAUUUACCAAAGACGAAGGAAACUAUAUUCACAUUUUGUGGCAGCUUCCGCAAUAUUUAUGCAUGAGUAUAGCCGACAUCAUUUUCAUGGUCACCAUAAUAAAAUUCGCAUUUACUGAGGCCCCAAAAAGCAUGAAGUCGUCCAUAGCCGCUAUUAGUGUAUCGACAAUGGCACUUGGAAAUUUGUUGGUCGUUAUCAUUUCAACAAUAUCAUUUAAAAAUCAAGCACACGAAUUUCUGAUUUACUCUGGUCUUAUGCUUGCGGACACGUUAUUAUUAGGUUACUUCAGUGUGGUUUAUCGGAGUAAAAAUACCGAUAAAACUGACGCAAUGACAUCGAACGAACACAAAAUGGAAGAAACUACUGUUGUCAAGUGA
Molecule: messenger RNA, 2112 nt
Organism: Macrosiphum euphorbiae (potato aphid)
Lineage: Eukaryota; Metazoa; Arthropoda; Insecta; Hemiptera; Aphididae
Source: the annotation of a GenBank genome assembly